AUGGCUGGCAGAGUCCAAAGACAGCUGGCCUGGUACUUGGAGGAACUAAGUAAAGAGGAGAUGAAGGAGUUCCUGCUUCGGCUGCCCAAAGAGGCACUCGGUGGAGGCCCUCAUGGUGCAUCCUCUGCUCAGGCAGGGGGCACGGAGGUGGCCUCAGACCUGGUGGCUCAGUGUGGGGAGAAGACGGCCUGGGACUUGGCCCUCCGCACCUGGGAGAAGAUGGGUCUGAGCAGGCUGUGCUCUCGGGCCUGGGCAGAGGUGACCUUGAUGUCAGUUCUCUUCACAUGCUCCCCAGCUCACAACUCUCCAAGCCAAAAAUCACCUAGUGCCCCCACAUCCACAGCAGUGCUGGGAGACUGGGAGCCUCCACCUCAGGCCAACACAGAACCCAGAGAGCAAGAGGAUCCUAGGACUGGGUGGCCUCUGGAUGAAAUAUCUGCAAAGUGCUGCACAGGAGAUAGAGAAAGCUAUGAGAACCAGAAGGAAGAGAGGACUUGCCCCACACAAGGUCAGAAUUCUCAGUCUUGGAAAAAUGAAGAUUUACACCAACAAUUCACACAGCUGCUACUUCUACACAAACCUCACCCCAGAGGCCAUGAGCCCUUGUUGAGGGAAAGCUGGCAUCAUGAGGUGGUGGAGAAGCACGGACAAUUGAUUGAAGUCCAAGACUUAUUUGGCCCAAGCCUGAACACCCAGGAAGAGCCUCACACAGUCAUACUGCAGGGGACUGCUGGAAUUGGGAAGUCAACCCUGGCCAGGCAGGUGAGGAGAGCCUGGGAGCAGGGCCAGCUGUAUAAAGAUCGCUUCCGGCAUGUCUUCUACCUGGACUGCAGAGAGCUGGCCCCGUCCAAGAUGGUGAGCCUUGCCGAGCUCAUCACCAAAGAUUGGGCUGCCCCUCUGGCUCACAUUAGACAGAUCCUAUCUCAGCCACAGCAGCUGCUCUUCAUCCUGGACGGUUUGGAUGAGCCAAAAUGGGUCUUUGAAGAACAGACAUCUGAGCUGUGUCUGCACUGGAGCCAGCAGCAGUCUGUGCAAACGCUUCUGGGCAGUUUGCUGGGGAGAACCAUACUGCCCGAGGUGUCCCUGCUGAUCACAGCUAGGACCGCAGCUCUAGGGAAACUCAUUCCUUCUUUGAAGCAACCACGUUGGGUGGAGGUGCUGGGGUUCUCUGAGGCUGGCAGGAAGGAUUUUUUCUACAAAUAUUUCCCAGAUGAAAACCAAGCAGCCAGAGCCUUCAGCAUGGUUGAAUCAAACCAUGGCCUCUUGACCAUGUGCCUCCGGCCCUGGGUGUCCAGGCUUGUCUGCACCUGCCUAAAGCUCCAGAUGGAGCAGGGAGAAGAACUUGCACUGACCUCCCAGACCACUACGGCCCUCUGCCUGCACUACCUGUCCCAGGCUCUCCCAGCUCAGCCCCUAGGAACCCAGCUGAGGGCCUUGUGUUCUCUGGCUGCUGACAGCACCUGGCAAGGAAAGACUCUGUUUAGUUCAGGGGACCUCAGGAAACAUGGGUUAGAUGGAGCUAUCAUCUCCAUUUUCCUCAAGACAAGUGUUCUUCAAAAACACCCCACCUUUCUGAGCUACAGCUUCAGCCAUCUGUGUUUCCAGGAGUUCUUGGCAGCAGUUUUCUGUGCACUGGGGGGACAGGAAGAGGGGAGUGAUGAUAAUCCUGAUAGCAUCAGAGGUGUGAAAAAGUUGCUAGAAGUGUAUGGAAGGCGUGACCUGUUUGGCAUGCCAACCACACAUUUCCUCUUCGGCCUUUUAAGUGAGCAUGGGGCCAGAGAGAUAGAAAACAUCUUCAAUUGCCAGCUGUCUCAGAAGCCCAAGUGGGAACUGCUGCGGUGGGUGGAAGAAGAAGUCCAGCCCAAAGAUUCCUCCUCAGAGACAUACUCCCUGGAGUUGCUCCACUGCUUGUAUGAGAUUCAGGAUGAGGCAUUUCUGACACAAGCCAUGGCCCACUUUCAAGGAGCGAGGAUGUGUGUUCACACAGACAUGGAGCUCCUGGUGUUCAGUUUCUGCCUCAAAUUCUGCCACAGUGUGAAGAGCCUUCAAGUGAAUGAUGGCAGUCAGCAUGCACAGGUGUUGAGGCCCCUCAGUGUGGUUCUGUUCAGGUGGGUCUCCAUCACCGACGCCUGCUGGCAGGAUCUUUUCUCUAUUCUUGGGGUCACCAGGAGCCUACAGGAGCUGGACAUAAGCAGAAACUCCCUGAGCCACUCAGCAGUGCAGAGUCUCUGUGAGGCCCUGAGACACCCUCGUUGCCACCUGGAGACCCUGCGACUGGUCAGCUGUGGUCUCACAUCCAGCUGCUGCCAGGACCUGGCCUCUGUGCUCAGUGCCACCUCCAGCCUGACAGAGCUUGACCUGCGGCAGAAUGACCUUGGCAGCCUGGGCAUAAGGCUGCUUUGUGAGGGGCUGCGGCAUCCCAGCUGCCAACUCAAGCUCCUGCGGCUGGACCAGACGGAUCUGAGUGAUGAGGUGAGCAGGGAACUGAGGGCCCUGGAGGGAGAGAAGCCUCAGCUGCUUAUCGCCAGCAGAUGGAACCAAAGUGUGACAAUUCCUAUUGAAGGCCAAGAUGGGGGAGAAAUGAGUAAUAACACAUCCUCGCUCAAGCGCCAGAGAUCAGAAGCAGAAAAAAGCUCCUCACAAGUUGCUCAAGUGAAACCCUUCUGCCUAUCUUCUGACUCUUUGAGGGGCCUGCACAUGCAGCUUCUGGGGACUGAUGAUGACUUCUGGGGACCCAGAGGGCCAGUGGCUACCAAGACAGUUGACGAAGAGAGGAGCCUAUACCAAGUUCACUUCCCUGUGGCUGGCUCCUACCACUGGCCCAAAACAGGUCUCCGCUUUGUAGUGAGAGGGGCAGUAACCAUUGAGAUUGAGUUCUGUGCCUGGGACCAGUUCUGGGAUGGGACGGUUCUACAGCACAGCUGGAUGGUUGCAGGACCUCUGUUCAACAUCAAGGCUGAGCCAGGAGCUGUGGAAGCUGUUUACCUCCCUCACUUUGUGGCCCUCCAAGAAGGCCAUGUGGACACCUCCGUGUUCCAAGUGGCCCACUUUAAAGAGGAGAGGAUGCUUCUGGAGAAGCCAGCCAGAGUGGAGCCAUCUUCUGCAGUCCUGGAAAACCCCAGCUUCUCUCCCAUGGGACUUCUACUGAGAAUGAUCCAUGCUGCCCUGAGCUUCAUCCCCAUCACCUCCACCGUGUUGCUCUACUACCAUCUCCACCCUGAGGAAAUCACCUUCCACCUCUACCUGAUCCCUAGUGACUGCUCCAUUCAGAAGGCCAUAGAUGAUGAAGAAAAGAAGUUCCAGUUUGUGCGAUUACACAAGCCACCCCCACUGACUGCACUCUACAUGGGCUCCCGCUACACUGUGUCCAGUUCAAAGAAUCUAGAAAUAAUCCCCGAGGAACUGGAGCUCUGCUAUCGAAGCCCUGGACAAUCCCAGCUCUUUUCUGAGUUCUACGUUGGCCACUUGGGAUCAGGAAUCAGGCUAGAAAUGAGAGAUAAGAAAGAUAGGAUUGUAGUAUGGAAGACCUUGGUGAAAGCAGGAGAUCUGAAACUUGCAACUAUGCUGGUCCCUCCAGACCUGACAGCCUCACCUCUGUCCUCAAUUCAUCUACUUUCAGAUGUCCCUGAUCACCUGCAUUUUGUGGACCGACAUCGGGAGCAGCUGGUGGCCCGGGUGACAUUGGUCGACCCUGUCCUGGACAAGCUGCAUGGACAUAUGCUGAGUGAGGAGCAGUAUGAGAGGGUGCGGGCUGAGGCCACCAAGCCAGACCAGAUGCGGAAGCUGUUCAGCUUCAGCCAGUCCUGGGACUGGACCUGCAAAGAUCGACUCUACCGAGCCCUGAAGGAGACCCAUCCUUUCCUAAUCGUAGAACUGUGGGAGAAGUGGGGUGGCAGAGGGGGCCAAGGGGCUCCUGACAACCUUGGCAUCUGA
Messenger RNA from Orycteropus afer afer, 3933 nucleotides. RefSeq names its product NLR family pyrin domain containing 1 (gene NLRP1). Gene Ontology annotation, cellular component: canonical inflammasome complex. The transcript has 14 exons. The coding region runs from base 1 to 3933 and encodes 1310 amino acids. Gene Ontology annotation, biological process: regulation of apoptotic process; inflammatory response; innate immune response. The record is from RefSeq and is a predicted model, not a curated record. Lineage: Eukaryota; Metazoa; Chordata; Mammalia; Tubulidentata; Orycteropodidae.